This is a messenger RNA of Phaeodactylum tricornutum CCAP 1055/1, 594 nucleotides long. RefSeq lists its product with no specific name. Bases 1 to 594 code for a protein of 197 amino acids. The record is from RefSeq and is a predicted model, not a curated record. NCBI's taxonomy places the organism in Eukaryota, Bacillariophyta, Bacillariophyceae, Surirellales, Neidiaceae. The transcript has a single exon.
AUGACAAUUUACUGGAUUAUGGGGUGGCUUGUUGGCGUUCGUAGCGGCGAUUUAGGCAAACUCUACUUCGGAAGUUCGCCUCUUCCUACCCUACGAACCAUUGCCUCAUUGUUGGUAACUUUGGUGCUCCAAAUGCACCUGAACGUCCGCUAUACGCCCAUGAAUCGAAACGCAAACUUGGGGUCUAGCGUACUAUUUGGACUUGCCAACGGAACAUCAGAGACGAUGCUAUUUUUUGGAUCCUACAUUUUUGGGAAAUCCUUUUUAUUUUCCUUGUGGUGCCCCACAAGUAACCUUUACUCUACGACAAUCUGUACCCCAAAAAUGGCUGAUAUCUUCGGUUUUUUUACCUUCGUCGUCUAUGCUGGUCUAAUUCAUGUACUUUUUUGGCUUCCACUAGCCUUUCCGCUCCAUAUCCAGACUGACGCUAAGCCCUUUCUCAUCCAUGGGCUGCCGGCUCUUAUUGCCAUGUCAGUCAUGUGGCUGUAUUUGUACGAGAUGUACGACGAUAUUUUGCUAGUCUGUGUCCUACAUGCCACGAUUGACACCUGGACGGCUGUGAAGAUUGCUUUACCACCGCCUUGGGCCAAGUAA